AUGUCAUUUAGUCCAGAGAACAUCGAGGUAUACGAAGCGUUUUCCAGGUACGAAUUCGAUUCGAAUAGAGAAUACAAGGAGGGUCUUGAGGUAGUGUAUCAGCAGUAUUUGAUGCUUGAAGGAGAUAAAGACUCGGAAAUAAAGAAGGAUUUGGAUGCAGGUAAAUUAGACUCGGGUAAGAUCAAGUCGGAUAUAAAAGAGCAGCUUACGACGCAGGCGAAGGUGUUUUUCUUCUGCAAACAGACUGGAAACAUUCUUGAUCUACAGGAAUACCAAAAAUGGGAGGAGACUAAUCAUGGUGGAAAGCCUCCUUACUCUCUUAACUAUGAGCAGUUAGUAGAUAUGAUAAUGAACAAUAAGCCGAUUCCCGGGAUAAAAACGAUUCCGGAUACUGUUCUAGAUUCAUCAAAAUCCUCCAAGCAUGUCUUGAGCGAACGGACCAAACCCUGGCAGUAG
Brettanomyces nanus is the source of this 456-nucleotide messenger RNA. RefSeq lists its product as uncharacterized. The coding region runs from base 1 to 456 and encodes 151 amino acids. The transcript has a single exon. The record is from RefSeq and is a predicted model, not a curated record. NCBI's taxonomy places the organism in Eukaryota, Fungi, Ascomycota, Pichiomycetes, Pichiales, Pichiaceae.